CUUUCGAGGGAGAAAAAUCUCAGAGACCUUACCUCUUCUCACGAGUCACUUCGCACUUGCAGAGACCCACCCUACUCUCUCUCUCUCUCUCUCUCUUCAUCGUAUCACAGCUUCGAAGAUGCUCAGCAUGAAUCUCUCUCUACCUCGUCCUGUCGCUAUCUGCAAAUCCAGCCGCCACAAUCGUCCCAUAAAUGCCCGCGCUCUUCUCGGCAGAAGCGGAGACGCGCCCUCGUUCUCGUCUUCCCUUCUCCGCAGCCAAAAAGAUGGCGGAGCUCCGGUCCUCGGCGUCCGAUCCGGAAUUCGCGCGCACCCAUUUGGUUUCUCUUCACGACCCUGUUCUCGGAUCCAAGAUCCCCGCUCAAAAGCCUCGCCUUUGGAUCGAUUCGUCUCGCUCCGCCAUGGGCUCGCCUCGAGAACCGGAUCUCUGGUCCCCAGAGCCGCCGCCGAAGCCAGUCCGGAGGGCGAAGGGGAAGCCGCGGUGUCGAAGCCGAACAAGACCCUCCAGCUCGCCGUCGUCUUCGGGCUCUGGUACUUCCAGAACGUAGUCUUCAAUAUCUACAACAAGAAAGCCUUGAAUGUGUUCCCCUUCCCUUGGUUCCUCGCGUCCUUCCAGCUAUUCGUCGGAUCCGUUUGGAUGUUCGUCCUCUGGUCCCUGAAACUGCAGCCUUGUCCUAAAAUCUCCAAGCCCUUCGUUGUCGCAUUGCUCGGGCCUGCCCUGUUCCACACCGUAGGACACAUUUCGGCUUGCGUGUCGUUCUCGAAGGUCGCCGUGUCGUUCACGCACGUCAUCAAAUCGGCCGAGCCUGUCUUCUCGGUCGUGUUCUCUUCGUUCCUCGGCGAUUCGUACCCUUUAGCCGUGUGGCUUUCGAUUCUUCCGAUCGUGUUCGGUUGUUCCCUCGCCGCGGUCACUGAAGUUUCUUUCAAUUUCGGAGGCUUGUGGGGUGCCAUGAUUAGCAAUGUCGGGUUUGUGCUGAGAAACAUAUACUCGAAGAAGAGCUUGCAGAGUUUCAAAGAAGUUAAUGGGUUGAACUUGUAUGGAUGGAUUAGUAUUAUUUCCUUGUGCUAUCUGUUUCCGGUCGCCGUUUUCGUCGAAGGAUCUCAAUGGGUGCAAGGUUACCACAAGGCAAUCGAAGCUGUUGGAAAAUCAUCCACAUUUUACUUUUGGGUGUUGCUGUCUGGUGUGUUCUACCAUCUUUACAACCAAUCCUCUUACCAAGCCCUCGACGACAUUAGCCCGCUGACUUUCUCAGUCGGAAAUACGAUGAAGAGAGUGGUGGUGAUCGUGUCGACAGUGUUGGUGUUCAGGAACCCGGUUCGGCCUUUGAAUGCUCUCGGAUCCGCCAUUGCUAUAUUCGGGACUUUCCUAUAUUCCCAGGCAACUUCUGCUAAGAAAGCUAAGAAUCAAGGGGGAGAAAAGAAGAGCUAGAUCUUGAAAUAAUCAGUCUCUGCCUGUAGCUUUUGCAAUCUUUUAGCCUUUGAUUGUAUUUGCAGCCAUCUUUAGUUUUGCUCUGCAAGACCAUGAUGGUCACAUAAAAGUCUGAUACUUUUUGUCCCUGA
Rhodamnia argentea is the source of this 1557-nucleotide messenger RNA. Its product is annotated as xylulose 5-phosphate/phosphate translocator, chloroplastic. Gene Ontology annotation, cellular component: Golgi apparatus. NCBI's taxonomy places the organism in Eukaryota, Viridiplantae, Streptophyta, Magnoliopsida, Myrtales, Myrtaceae. Gene Ontology annotation, molecular function: antiporter activity; triose-phosphate transmembrane transporter activity; phosphoglycerate transmembrane transporter activity. The record is from RefSeq and is a predicted model, not a curated record. The transcript has a single exon. The coding region runs from base 119 to 1426 and encodes 435 amino acids.